AUGCUGGAUAAAAAUUUAUGUAAAGAUACUCUUGAUCCGGAUCGCGAACUUUUAGUUUGGGAAAAAUGGAUAAAAAUAAGAAAAGAAGAAACCGAACAUUUAGCUCAAAGAACCGGACGUGUUCCUGCUGAUUUAGUAAUGAAUUUAUUAGAAAAUGUCCGCGAAGAUAAGGAGAAAAAGAUAGUGCUUGAACACUCCCAAAUCGAAAAGACAGUAGGUGUUAGGAAUACUUUGUGGGAACAGCCUGAUAGGUUGAAACAAAAGAAUUGCUAUGAUCCAGUUUAUGAAGUACAACGAACUCGUGCUGAACUAGGACGUCCACGUAUUAUGGAGCAUAUCGGAGUUCCACUACAUAUACAAGAAAAAGAAAAGGGAUUAACAGGUGUUUCAAAACGGAAAACAUGUACGAAGUUGGAUUUAACGUACAAUAGUUACAGAGAAAAACGGGAGAAAGACCUGGAAUGCAACAUAAAGAAGAUAUAUCCUUUUCGAUCGGAAAUCAAAGAAAUCGUAGUAGUUGGAAGCAAACCUAAACAUCCCCCAAAAAAACUACCUCCAUUGCCAACGAUAAAUAUUAAAUCCAGUUAUGAAACUCACGAGGAUGAUUGUACAAUAUAUGCUAUUAAAAUAAACAAUACAAUACUUUUAAAAGACGCUGAAAGUUAUAGACUACAUCAUUUAGUAGAAAUGCAAAACGAAUCUUGGCACGAACAAUGUGAUUCUUGGUCAUAUUAUUUUAAUUGUCCAGUUAACAAAGUCGGAAGAAGUAAAAUAUUUUUACAUAACCUUGGAACGGUAACUCUUAGGUACUGUUGGAAAAAAAUUAAGGCGCCUUAUGAAGAUACACAAGAUCCAGUAUUUUUCUUUAAUAAGAACGAAAAUGUUAUUUAUCCCGGCCAAAAGCAAGAAGUUUUGCUUACUUUUAUUUGUAGUUUACCCGGGAGCUACAGUGAGAGUUUUGAAAUAAAGUUCUUAAACGUUUAUUUCCUUGAUAAUCCAUCCAAGCGACAAAUUAUUAUUAAUUUGUAUGCCGAUGGAACAGAAAAUGUAGUAAAAAUUAAAAAGAAAAUAAAAAAACUGAAAAAUAUUAUUUAUAAUAAUGUCUUGAAAAAUUUAGCCAUAGAUAUAUUGGAUGAAAUAUUCAUGAAAGCUACGAGCGUAGAGCCGCAGAUAUAUCCUUACAAAAAAUUCUUUUUGGAAGCGGAAGUGUUUAUUAUGAAAAAUCCUGUUUGCUUCUAUCACCAAACGGAGGUGUUAAAACUAAGAGAGAUCUUUUCAGAAAUGGCUCCAAAGGAAUCGUGGGAUCUUUCCAUUUCAAGUUGGAGGUUAAUAAUGAUGACAAAACAAUUUGAUGAUAGAAUGAAAUAUUAUGAGAUGCUGAGAAUAUCUCAUAGAGAAUGCUUAAAGCCUUGGUACGAAGAUGAUGAUCUUCCAAAGAAAAAGUACACAGUUGUUAAUCAACUUCUCGGUCAAAUGGCUGACAAAAUCGACGAAGAAUAUGCUCGUUUGUUUAAAAAAUUAAAUGAGGAUGAUCAAAGUCAAGAAAGACUAAUGAGUGAAAGAUCUUUACAAGAACGAUUGCAGAAUAUCACAUUAUCACAAGAUGCAAAAAAUACGUUUUAUCUUCACGUACAUGAACAUGUUGCGACUACAAUGGGAUUGUGUGCUGGAUUUCUUAGUAGUUUAGAUAUGGAUAGAUGGAUUAAUUUUGAUUUUUGCCAAACGUAAACAUAUUUUUAAACUUU
Messenger RNA from Melitaea cinxia (Glanville fritillary), 1745 nucleotides. RefSeq lists its product as uncharacterized. The transcript is spliced from 3 exons. NCBI's taxonomy places the organism in Eukaryota, Metazoa, Arthropoda, Insecta, Lepidoptera, Nymphalidae. The record is from RefSeq and is a predicted model, not a curated record. The coding region runs from base 1 to 1728 and encodes 575 amino acids.